AUGGUGGCUUGGGAUCGUUUACGUAAUCUCUUCCAAGACAACAAGGGCACUCGAGUUGUGCACCUUGAAAGUCAAUUCGGGGCUACGUACCUCGAAGAUUUCUUUUCCCUUGCUAAAUACUGUCAAUCUUUAAAGACAAUCUCCAUGCAAGUCACUCCUAUUGGUCAUCAAGUUUCGGAAGAGCGUUUGGUUCUUCAAUUAGUCGCUCAUCUCACCGACGAAUAUGCCAUGAUUGCCACCAUCAUUCAACAGACAGUUCCCUUGCCUAAUUUUGACAAAGCAUGCUCGAUGCUUGAUCUGGAUCGCACGAGUCAUCACAAAAGCAAAAAGGGUACUUCUUCCUCUUCCAUUCAGCUCGUCGGUAGUGGUGGACAUGGCGGCCGUGAAAAUGGUGGUCGUGACUAUGAUGACUGCAUUAAUAGAGGCAAAAAUGGGCUUGGUCGUGGCAGAGGUCGUGGCUAUUGUCAAGGCGGAGGUCGUGGCUAUGGUCAUGGCGGAGGCCGUGGCUAUGGUCAUGGCCGUGGGGCUGGAAACUCUCCGUACUAUAGAUGGGGAGGCCCAUAA
Molecule: messenger RNA, 564 nt
Organism: Humulus lupulus (European hop)
Lineage: Eukaryota; Viridiplantae; Streptophyta; Magnoliopsida; Rosales; Cannabaceae
Exons: 2
Coding region: 1-564 (187 amino acids)
Source: RefSeq, a predicted model, not a curated record